Messenger RNA from Heterobilharzia americana, 1563 nucleotides. The record is from the annotation of a GenBank genome assembly. Lineage: Eukaryota; Metazoa; Platyhelminthes; Trematoda; Strigeidida; Schistosomatidae.
AUGGCUAAAAUUCGUCGUGGACCCAGAGUAUUGCGUAUUAUGUGGUUAACAUUUGUGCUUAGUAUGACAUUCCUAUUAUUAAGUGCAACUGCUCUGUUAAUUAAAGAUUUUUUAAACUAUGAUGUCAGUGUACACACUCAACUGAUCAUUGAUAAUCCAUCACCAUUUCCUGCGCUUACUGUAUGUCAUCAACCACCAUUUUCAUAUGAAGCAUAUAAACUGUGGAAUGAAUCAAAAAUUUUAUCACCUUCACAAUAUAAUUUAUAUAUGCGGAAGUUAAUUCUUAAUGCUUUAUAUGAAAAUGAUAUUGACUCAGCUAGUUCAAUAUGGAGUUAUGAUAGUUUAAGUGUAUACUAUCAAAAUUUGGACUAUAAAGAAUCUUUAAACUUGGGUCAUAGUCCAACAAUCUUCUUAAACUGUAUGCGAAUUUUUUCACAUAUGUCAACUUUUGAAGAUAAUUGUACACUUUUAAGUGGUUAUCGAAUAAAACGUCUGUCACAUCAUCAAUAUUUAAAUUGUUACACUUUUGAACCUAUUGAUACAAAUGCAGCUAAUGAAACAACCUUUUUAAGUCUUAUUGUCGGUAUGGGUCCUAGAGAUAAAGAUGUGAUAUUACAACAAGCUUUCCUACCAGAUGUAUUUGAACAGGCUCGUGGUCUUCGUGUUGUAAUUCAUGAAGCUGGUACUAUGCCUGAUUUAGAAAGGAAUGGAAUACAUGUGGAACCCGGUAAACUAAAUGAAAUCAAUUAUGAACCUGUAAGAUGGAAAAAAAUGAAUACACCUAAAAGACCAUGUAUAAGACCAAAUGAGUCACAUCAAUACACAGAUUUAGAUGAAAGAUAUAACUAUACACAUACUCAAUGUUUAUUAGUUCAUCAACAAAUAGAAAUUAUGAAGAAUUGUCAUUGUAUAUAUGUAAUGCAUCCUAGACUAGUAUUACCUAAUCAGAAUUUACCUUAUUGUGGUCGACUAUGGCCUCAUUUAAAUCAAAGUGAAUUCAUUAAAAAGAUUCUCUGCCUUGGUAAAUAUUUAGAUAACUCAGUUAAACAAAAAUAUGAUGGAUGGGCAUGUUUUCCACGUUGUGAAUUUUAUGAAUAUGAAAGUACAACAUCUGUUACAAAAUGGCGUGCAUAUCCAUGGCAAUUAUAUUGGCUUCGAGUACAAAAUCAAGCUACUCAAUGUGAAUUUAUUAAACAUUCUAAUAAAAGUUUUUUUGAUAUUUCAUCAUUCUUACCAAAAUGGCCACCAGAAAAUUUAGAUUUGGACAGUGAAGAUUUUGCUUAUGUUAUAUUAAAACGUAAAUCACAUAGUACAGUUGAAAAGACUGAAAAAUUAGUCUUAAGUCUUUAUGUACUUGUAAGUCGUAUCGGUGGUUUAUGCUCAGUGACAAUUGGAUUAACUGCAGCUUUUAUAGUUGAAUUAUUUGAAUUUGGAUAUUUAUUAUAUAUAAAUUCUAUAAGAAAAUCAUCUGUUGUUCAAACAAAAAAAUGUAUAGAACUGAAUCAAUUAAAACAAAUAGAACAAGAUAAUACGUGUCAACAAGAUAAUAUAAAUUCUCUUUAG